Molecule: messenger RNA, 2979 nt
Organism: Eremothecium sinecaudum
Lineage: Eukaryota; Fungi; Ascomycota; Saccharomycetes; Saccharomycetales; Saccharomycetaceae
Gene: OXP1
Product: 5-oxoprolinase
Exons: 1
Coding region: 1-2979 (992 amino acids)
Biological process (GO): glutathione metabolic process
Cellular component (GO): cytosol
Molecular function (GO): 5-oxoprolinase (ATP-hydrolyzing) activity
Source: RefSeq, a predicted model, not a curated record
AUGUGCCACAGGAAGCUUUUUGUCGGAGUGGACGUAGGAGGAACAAAUACAGAUUCUGUGGUCAUUGACCCAACUAGAUUAAAAGAUGACGAUCGAGGGGUUCUGGCAUGGCGGAAAACGAUUACUACACCGGACGUUUCGAAGGGAAUAGAGAGUUCUCUUCGUGGUAUGUUGGAGGAUCCGCAUAAUAAUAUUCAAAAAAAUGAAAUUGCUUCGCUAACAAUUGGUACUACACAUUUCAUAAACGCUGUGGUAGAAAGAAAUGCAAGCAGAUUGCAAAAAGUUGCUGUGAUAAGGCUUUGUGGUCCAUAUGGAAGAAGCUUACCGCCUUUUGGUGACUUUCCAGAUGAUCUGGCUAAUAUAAUUAAUGCAUAUGUUGCCAAUAUUGAUGGGGGUAACCAGGUCAGCGGCCGCGAUAUUAAGCCACUGGAUGAAGAGGAGUUGAGGAGACACUGUGCUGAAGUCCGCUCACGCGGCAUUAAAGCUGUUGCAGUAAUAGGCACUUUUGCGAACAUCAACAAUACCCAUGAACUAAGAGCCGGAGAAAUAAUACGAGAAGAAGUACCUGGGGCUGAUGUAGUCUUAUCGCAUAGAAUCUCUGGCAUCGGAUUUUUAGAAAGGGAAAAUGCAACCAUUUUAAACGCUUCUAUCAAAAAAUAUGGUCGCCAAAUUAUUUCUUCGUUUGUCCAGGUUACUAGGAGGCUUGGCCUGAAUUGUACACUUCUAAUAUCUCAGAACGAUGGAACUGUCCUAUCUGCCGAUGAGGCACUUGAGUUUCCGAUUAAAACAUUCUCUUCAGGCGCCACUAACUCUAUGCGAGGGGCUGCAAUAUUAUGCUCCGCAGAUCCUGAUGUGCAGGGUAAGAAUGUGAUAGUCUGCGACGUUGGUGGAACUACGACAGAUGUCGGCCAGCUGCUAGCAUCGGGGUUCCCUAGACAAUCAGCUACGUACUCUUACGUUGGAGGUGUGAGAAUGAACUUUUCAAUGCCACACGUUAAAAGCAUUGGCUUGGGAGGUGGUUCCCUUGUGCGAUUGAAAGACGGUAAGAUAACUGUUGGUCCAGAAUCUGCGGGCGCUGAUAUUGUAAACUCGGCAUUAGUAUUUGGAGGUGAAACCAUUGUCGCGACUGAUGUUACUGUUGCCUCUCGUAUUGACGAACAGGGUCUUGAUCUAUUGGAAGAGUGUUACAAGAUUGGAGAUGCUACUCUUGUUCAUAAACGCUUCACUGAUGAAUAUAAGGCUAAUUUUGCUGAGGCAAUUAAAGAAAAACUUGAAAAUGUUAUUAAUCUAAUAAAAACAGCCCCGGAUCCUGUCACUGUUAUAUUUGUCGGCGGCGGCUCCUUCAUUGCACCUUCAGAGUUAGAUGGAGCCUCAAAGGUUAUUAAACCUCCAUAUUCUCAUAUUGCCAACGCUAUAGGAGCUGCGAUGGGUGAUAUUUCUUCCGAAUUGAUAGAAGUAAAAUAUCUUAAACAUCCUGGUACCGAGUUGGAUGCCACAGUCAAGAAUAUGAUAGCAACUGCAGCUGAUGAUGCUAUAUCAAAGGGUGCAUUAAAAGAAACUAUUAAAGUAGUGGAUGCUAUUGCUGAAGCCGUUCCAUAUGUGGAAAAUGUUUACAGCUUCAAAAUUAACGUUGUUGGAAAUGUUGAUUAUAGUCGUGUAUCAACUGUAAAAAGCAUUGGAAAGCUUCUGAACAUCUUAAAUGAGGAUUCACAGAUCUACACUCCUCCAGUUUUAGAAAAUUCCAAGCUAGGAGGAUGUGAAGAAGUUGCAUUUGAUUACGAAAACUAUAGGCCAUGUGUUGAAAACGGCGAGUGGGUACUAUCGGUAAUAGAUGUUGACUUUAUUAGUAUUGGUGCCUAUAUUUUAGGAUGCGGCGGCGGUGGUAAUACACAUAUUGAUACCAUAGAGUUAAAACACAUUAUUAAAAACGGGGGCAGGAUUGUAGUCAUUACAUUAGAUGAAUUCGACAAGAGAACAAACGGAGAAGGUCGCGCAAUUAAUGUCGGAUAUUGUGGAUCUCCUACCAUAUCAUAUGAACGUCUUCACGGCAAUGAAAUAUUAGAAGCUGUUGACUUAAUUGAGAAAUGGGAAGGCCGAACCGCUGACGCAAUAUUUUUAUUUGAAAUCGGCGGCGGUAAUGGAUUAAGCGGGUUAUGGACGGCAUAUAAAAGGGGAUUACCUUGCCUAGAUUUAGAUUUAAUGGGAAGAGCAUAUCCAACUCAAUGGCAAUCGUUGCCAUCUGUCAUAAACAAUUUGAAAGGAUACCCUUAUGUUGCUGUUUCGGAUGGCAAUGGACUAUCAUUUAUGGUUACAAGUACUGUUAAUGACAUUCAAAUGGAAAGAGUGGUGAGAGACGCUAUUGAUUAUCAUGGCGUACAAUGCGCUUCCGUUGAGCCAUCGAUGAGUGUUGAACAGAUGAAAAAUGAGACUAUACACAACCCAAUCUCGUUAUCAUGGAGAAUUGGAAGAGCGGUUUACAUUGCUAGAUCGAGAUCUGAUCUUGAUAAUUUACCGAACUACUUAAUUGAUACUUUUGGCGGGGAUGGAAGCGCGAAGUGCUUGAUGAGGGCCAAAAUAAUUGCCGUUGACAGAAGAUUGAAUGGAGGUUACGGAUAUGGUAAUGUUCGUUUAGAGAGUGUUGAAGAUAGUGAUAUUACAUUAAGGAUACCGUUUAAGAAUGAAAACAUAGUUGCAUACAAGAAAGUGCGCGGUGGUGCUGAGAUACCCAUAUGCUCCGUCCCAGACUUGAUUACAUUGAUCGAUACGGAUGGUUGCGCAAUUGGCACCCAAGAUUAUAGAUACGGAUUGGAGGUUUUUGUCAUGGCUUUUGCCCCUUCAGACAAGUGGUCUACACCUAUGGGUAUUGAAAUUGGUGGUCCAAAAGGGUUUGGAAAAGAAUUCGAGGAUUUAAACUACAACCCGAUAGGAACAUAUGUCCAGCCAAUUUCUGUUGUGGAUGAAUUCGGAACUCAAGAUUAA